Messenger RNA from Misgurnus anguillicaudatus (oriental weatherfish), 1248 nucleotides. Its product is annotated as dehydrogenase/reductase SDR family member 4. Gene Ontology annotation, molecular function: carbonyl reductase (NADPH) activity. Lineage: Eukaryota; Metazoa; Chordata; Actinopteri; Cypriniformes; Cobitidae. The record is from RefSeq and is a predicted model, not a curated record.
GCGCUCGAACUUCAGGCUGUGCACGAGCGAACUGCGCGUCACCGCUCCCGGAUCUCCGGAAGAGAGAACGAGACAGGCAUAAAACACAGACAAAAGUUGCUGUAUGUUUAAAAACAUCUUUCAGCUUUCAGGGAUACGCGUCUCGCUCCACCAGGCUUCGCCCUUCCCUGCUGCUGCUGUUGGCCUUCUUGGUUUUGAAUUACAGUUGAGCGCAUAUGGCUGCUCCCCCCUCAUUGUGCCCGACACCGCACCAUUCCUUACGGCAAUGUUGAAAGCGGUAACCAGGUCUCUGUGGUUAAAAUCCGUGGCUGGUAUACGAAUGAUGUCCCACCACAGCCCCCUAUCAGGAAAGGUUGCUAUUGUAACUGGAUCAACUGAUGGGAUUGGGCUUGCGGCUGCAGAAGCCUUGGGUCGGAGAGGAGCACAUGUUGUUGUGAGCAGUCGACGACAGACCAACGUUGACAAGGCUGUAUCACUUUUGCGCAGUAAAAAUAUAAAAGUAACAGGAACCACAUGUGAUGUAGGAAACGCAGAAGACAGAGAGAAGCUCAUUAACAUGACCGUUGAGCAGUGUGGUGGUGUGGACAUCCUGGUAAAUAAUGCAGCAAUGAUCCAAUAUAUUGAGAACAUAUUAGACUCCACAGAGGAUGUCUGGGACAAAAUAUUUGGAGUGAAUGUAAAAAGUCAAUUUCUACUGACCAAACUAGUCGUUCCUUACAUGGAGAAAAGAGGAGGUGGGUCGGUUGUGUUUGUGUCUUCAGUAGCAGGGUACAUGCCAAUACAAGGCCUGGGCGUUUACAGUGUGAGUAAGACAGCUCUGCUUGGGUUAACUCGAGCACUUGCUCCUGAUCUCGCCCACAGUAAUAUCCGGGUCAACUCUGUUGCUCCUGGCCUCAUCAAGACACCUUUCAGCUCUAUGCUGUGGGAGAAUGAAAAUCUGCUGAACGGAUUCCUGAAGCUGAUAAACAUGAAGAGAACUGGGAAACCAGAGGAGAUAGGCGGUGUGAUUGCAUUCCUGUGCACGGAUGAAGCCUCAUAUGUCACAGGAGAGACCUUUUCUGCAACUGGAGGCAUCAGCUGCAGACUUUGAGUGCCAGUGUUUGCUGUUCUCAUAUACAUUAAUGUGUACUGAUGCAGCAUGUGUACAUCAUAGGAGCAAUCUGAUUGUAUGAUUCAGCACAAAAACAUCAUUUAUGUGGAAACUGCUUUAAAGCUUAUAAUUAUAAUAAAGUGAUAUUUGCAAAAAUA